Bombina bombina (fire-bellied toad) is the source of this 945-nucleotide messenger RNA. RefSeq names its product olfactory receptor 5V1-like. The coding region runs from base 1 to 945 and encodes 314 amino acids. The record is from RefSeq and is a predicted model, not a curated record. Gene Ontology annotation, biological process: G protein-coupled receptor signaling pathway. Lineage: Eukaryota; Metazoa; Chordata; Amphibia; Anura; Bombinatoridae. Gene Ontology annotation, cellular component: membrane. The transcript has a single exon. Gene Ontology annotation, molecular function: olfactory receptor activity; G protein-coupled receptor activity.
AUGAUUGUUAUAGAAUAUGGAAAUCGUACUAUUGUAUCCAGUUUCAUUCUCCUUGGACUUUCUGAUUCUCCGUAUUUGCAGGCUAUAUAUUUUCUGAUUUUCCUAGUGAUGUAUAUAAUUACACUGUCUGGGAACAUUUUGCUGAUUGUAGUGGUAAGAAUUGACAUUCAAAUGCAUACCCCUAUGUAUUUUUUACUUAGCAACCUCUCAUUCAUUGACAUUUGUUUUUCUUCCACCAUAGUCCCAAAAAUUCUGGUGAACACUGUUUCGAAGGACAAAAGCAUUUCUCUACUUGGAUGUGCAUCCCAAAUGUUUGCCGCUUUAGUUCUGGGUGUUACAGAAUGCAUAAUAUUGGCUGUCAUGGCAUAUGACCGGUAUGCUGCUAUUUGUAAACCUUUACACUACAACAUAAUAAUGAAUAGGAGGUUCUGCAUUAGUCUAGCUGCUGCUUGCUGGGGAGUUGGUUUUAUUAAUGCUACCAUCCAUGUUAUCUUAACGUUCAAACUGCCUUAUUGUAGAUCACACCAAGUCAACCAUUUUUUCUGUGAGGUGCCUCCUUUCCUAAAACUAUCUUGCAGAGAUACUCGGUUCAAUGAGCUUGCAAUGUACAUUUCAGCAUGUAUCAUUGUUGUCUUUGCAUUUUUUCUCAUUCUCGUUUCAUACAGUUAUAUAAUUGCUACAAUUCUGAAAAUUAAUUCUUCUCAAGGAAGGCACAAAGCCUUCUCCACAUGUGCUUCUCACCUUACAGUGGUCUGGCUUUACUAUGGUACCCUCAUGUUUAUGUACCUACGUCCACAUUCCAGGUACUCUCCAGAGAUGGACAAGACUGUGCCUAUUCUUUACACAGCAGUGACUCCUAUGCUGAAUCCAAUAAUCUACAGCAUGAGGAACAAAGAUGUCAAACGGACCAUAAAAAUAAAACUAGUCCAACAGACAAAUUUCUAA